Messenger RNA from Phalaenopsis equestris, 1728 nucleotides. Its product is annotated as thiamine-repressible mitochondrial transport protein THI74-like. The coding region runs from base 194 to 1480 and encodes 428 amino acids. The record is from RefSeq and is a predicted model, not a curated record. Lineage: Eukaryota; Viridiplantae; Streptophyta; Magnoliopsida; Asparagales; Orchidaceae. Gene Ontology annotation, cellular component: membrane. The transcript is spliced from 4 exons. Gene Ontology annotation, biological process: regulation of peptide transport.
UAAUUGUUUCUAAUGAUGCCUUGCAUAAGAGGAGCGACUUCUACUCAGGAACAACUCUCUAUUCCUUUUCCUCAAUGUUCUGCGCGUCGCCGCAUCCAUCUGUUGCAUACUUUGUUUCUGUCGAAAUUAGUUUGGCUAAUUGUUUGUCGAAUUCACAGGAUCCUGAAGAUAUUGGAAUGUGUGAUCUAUCAUUAUGGUUCUGAAAGAGAUUAGCAAAGAUUCACGGAGAUGGGCUCUGGGCAUUGUGUAUAUAGUUGCAGUUGCAUCAAUAUGGAUUGCUGCUAGUUAUAUUGUUCAGACCGUUGUAGAUGAGGGGGUUUCUCCUUUCUUAUUAACAUACAUUUGUAACUCUUUGUUCGUGGUUUACAUUCCCAUUGUGGGAAUUGCCCGAUAUAUUGAGGGUUCAGUUUGCAAUCUAUUAGCCCGAAAACACAAUGAACCAUCCAUGCAAGCAUCUUGCUAUUCAGAGAAUGCAAAUCUUUUGCUAGAACCUAUCAUCAUAGGUAGUCAUCACAGCGAGGCUAUUGUGUCUGGAACUGACGCAAGGAUUCAAGAUAUAGAAAGAAUUUUAACUGACCAAGCUUGUGAGUUUUCUUCUGGAAACCCAAUUAGUAGUGCAUGCAAGCAAUUGGAUUCGCAAAGGCGUUGGACACAUGCUCAAGUAGCAAAAGUCAGCCUGUUGAUUUGUCCAUUUUGGUUUUUUGCACAACUCACCUUUAAUCUCUCUCUCAAGUAUACCACUGUUACUUCAAACACUAUCUUAAGCAGCACAUCAAGCCUCUUCACCUAUUUGGUAUCUGUUGCAUUCUUGGGAGAAAUAUUUACAUGGUUAAAGUUUUUCAGUGUUCUUCUCUGCAUGGGAGGGACCGUUAUAGUGAGCUUAGCUGAUUUGAGAGUUGGAGUAAAUGCUAUUGCAUAUAAUGCCUUUCUUGGAGAUGCACUUGCACUUGUUUCUGCUGGCCUUUAUGCUGUUUACAUUACUCUCAUUCGGAAAAAGCUACCCGACGAAGAAAAGGGAGAAGGUCAUGCAAGUAUGGCCCAGUUUCUUGGAUAUCUCGGUUUAUUUAAUCUCUUUAUAUUUCUUCCUCUGGCACUUUUUCUAAAUUUCACCAAGAUUGAGCCAUUUCAUAAGCUGACAUGGAGACAUUUAGGCCUCAUUGUUGGAAAAGGUUUGUUGGACAAUGUUCUCAGUGAUUAUUUGUGGGCAAAGGCCAUUUUAUUGACUACAACUACAGUAGCAACAGCUGGUCUGACGAUUCAGGUCCCAAUAGCUGCUAUUGUGGAUUCGAUCACCGGCCAUGCCCCUCACCUGUUGGAUUUAGUUGGAGCUGCUGCCGUCAUACUUGGUUUUGCUGGGAUCAACAUCCCCUGUCAAGAAAUGACGCCAUUCACAAGUAAUGAACGUGAAACUGAGGACAUCUUUGUGUCUGAUCAUAUUGAAGGAACAACUGUUCGCACUGGAUCAGCUGCUUUUUCCUAGUUGAAUGUCAGUGAAUGUCAAAUUAUGGUAUUAGUUAUAUAUAUAUAUAUUAUAUCUAAUUUUUCACUUACCUAAUUUGGGAAAGAAAAAGUUUAUCUUAAUAUAGGGUACAUGUUUUAUCCAGAGACAAGUCCUUAUAGUUAAUAACAUCUUAGUAGAGGCAAUCUCUUAAGAAUAUUUUUCGAUUAAAAGAGUAGCUCAAGUCCCUGUGAGUUUCAACUGUUGGUUUUUUAGAUUGUUAUUUUGGA